This is a messenger RNA of Venustampulla echinocandica, 2052 nucleotides long. RefSeq lists its product as uncharacterized. The transcript has 2 exons. The record is from RefSeq and is a predicted model, not a curated record. The coding region runs from base 1 to 2052 and encodes 683 amino acids. NCBI's taxonomy places the organism in Eukaryota, Fungi, Ascomycota, Leotiomycetes, Helotiales, Pleuroascaceae. Gene Ontology annotation, molecular function: DNA-binding transcription factor activity, RNA polymerase II-specific; zinc ion binding. Gene Ontology annotation, biological process: regulation of DNA-templated transcription.
AUGGCUGAGAUGGAUACGCGCGCUGGAGUCCAGAGAAUGGCUACACCACCGGCAUCUUAUGGUGGCGGCCAAUCUAACUCAACUACUCCACACAAUGCAAAUAUGUCUCCUUUUGGGAGUCCGACCCCCAAGAGUGUCGCAUUCGAGCUCCUCUUUCCCGAGUCGCCCCAGUAUCGUGCGCGCCUACCUAUGAGGGUGCAAAUCUUUCCUCAUGAUACUACCGACUCGAUCGUGACCACUGUCAAAAACUUCUACGGUCUUUAUGCUGGACCUGGCGGGGCCAAAGGGGUGAGUUUCGAGGAUGAGCAAGGGAACACUCUCAUCGCUCGCUACGAAAAUCUGCGCAACAACAUGAUCGUGUACGUUCGGGUCACCGAUGAGCCAGCACCGCCUCCCGGAGGGUUUGGUCCAUCAUCGUACCAUUCCGGAUCACCCGUCAUGCAACAAGCAUACUAUCCUACUGAUGGGCACCAGAUGCCUCCUCCCCACCCAGCCCAAGCACUCAACUAUGGGCAGCCUCCAUCUAGGCCUACUUCGAGAACUUCUCGCAAGCGCAGCACUUCCCCAAAUCAAGGGCGUGGACGUCGCAGCGCAUCUGCAAGCACAAAUCCUCCUCCCACGAAGAAGAGUCGGUCUCGGUCGAGCUUCAAGAGCCGUGGGUCGAGCACUCAUGGCAGCUUUGCAGAUAUUCACAGCGAUGGCGUGAACGGGUAUAGCAGUGGUGACGGCGCACCCGGGUCUGUUUCCAGCAGGACCAAAAGCGAGCAUAUUGGCAACACUGAGAUCAGCUUGGACAAUAUUGUUGAGGGAGGGCGCCGCAAGAGGGCCAAGUUUGAGAGUUCCGAGCUACCCUUGUUUGCACCACCGCAAAUGCCCGCAGCGACUUCAAACUCUUCGGUGUCUCCGCAGCGCCGCCUCGAGCAUCAACGGGCUUCCCUUCCCUUCACACAUCCUUCGCAGCACCCCUUCUCAAACACCCCGGUGCUGCAUUCUCCUCAAAGCUACAAUAAUGGAUUUGGGCAGCCCGGCAUAUAUUCUACACCUGCAGCCCAAGGUCGUCGCACUCGAGCCGGCGCCUCAUAUCCAGCUAGGCAGUCAAUUGGUUCUACACCAAAUGGCAACAGCUCCGGCAUACUUCCUACACCCGACCCUACUGUCGGUAGCUGCAUGUCUGAAGAGGAUAAAGAUGUUGCUCUACAGCUCAUGAGAUUGGGUGGCAUGUCAAACAUCUCCCACGGUCGCACAUCUGCUUCCACACUUGAUGAUACCUUUAGCGGAAGAGCAGAUGCUGCUUCAUCAACGGGUGCUACCAGUGACGAGGAAAGCGAAAGCGAGAAUGAACUUCCGCCAGCACGCCGUCAAAAGCUUGAAGACAGCCCUAUCUUACCUCCCGGUGCAAUCAAAAGGUUCCGCCCACAUCUGGAUGAUAUCCUGCCUAGCCAAGAUAGUACCGAACCUAGCGGAGAUGAAGCUGACUUUGAAUUCAAUCCUGGGAAUCUUGACGAUCCCAUGGAUGGUGUGGAUCCUCAGCCAAAGGUGAUCAAGUCCAAAGGCUUGACAUCCGUCAUGGGCAAGCCGCGAACCAGCGCCUCCGGAGCCAAAGUGAACAAGGCAGGCAAGUCCAAAGCUCUGCGCCCUAGUCAAACCGUAAAGUCCAAGAAGUCGGGCAGCGCGCCCGCAGUUACCAAACCAAUAUCACCAACUUCGUUGCCACCUCAAUCUCGAAAGACAUCCAAUGCUUCCGCUCUCAACUUUCAGCAAUCACUCGGCGAUGAUGAGGAAGAUCUCUCGUCUAAACCUCGUUGUCAGCGAUGCCGAAAGAGUAAGAAGGGCUGCGACCGUCAACGGCCAUGCCAGCGAUGCAAGGAUGCUGGGCUCAGUGCUGAUCAGUGCGUCAGCGAGGACGAAGGCAAUGGUCGCAAGGGACGCUAUGGACGCCACAUGGGUGUUCCAGUCAAGAAAGAUGAAAAUUGUGCUGAGGUUAACGUUCUUGCAACUGCCUUGGUUGGUGAUCAGGGCGGCCCAGAUAAGAGCAAGAAGAGAAAGAGGUAG